Messenger RNA from Brienomyrus brachyistius, 2273 nucleotides. RefSeq names its product protein NLRC3-like. The annotation marks the transcript as partial. The record is from RefSeq and is a predicted model, not a curated record. The transcript has 8 exons. Lineage: Eukaryota; Metazoa; Chordata; Actinopteri; Osteoglossiformes; Mormyridae.
UUUUCGUAUUUGCCUGUAAAACUGCGGCUUUCGAGGGUCGUUUGGAAAAGAAAAGGCCUUGGAGGGUGAAGAACGUCCCAGCCAGAGACUUAGCGGCAGGCAGCCGAGCCUCCAGGUUCCUCUAGGGGGCAGCGGCAGCAAAGCGAACUCCGGGGAUACUCAGAGGUGGCUUCGGAUGAUCACAUGAGGGGGAGUGGCUCACAAGAGGAUCGUACGAUCAGGUCAUAACACAGAGAGGCCCCAGCAGGAAUCAACUGGUCUGGAUCAGCAUAGAAAUGGACAAGGAGAGAGGAAAUAGAGGAGCUGCUUCAGAAAUGCGCCCCCCUGUGGGGUGUAACAGAAAGAGCCCUGAGAGUGUCCUGAUGGAGAGAGCAGACUCCCCUGUACCCAGCUGUGUCUCCAUGAAGAGUGACGCGUCAAUAAAGCAACGAAUCAGAUUCUUUGAGGGAUCUUUUCCUACAGAUCAAAGUGUCCUGAUGAAGAGAGCAGACUCCCCUGUACCCAGCUGUGUUUCCAUGAAGAGUGACGCGUCAAUGGAGCAACCAGUCAGAUUCAGAGAGGGACCUUUUCCUACUGAUCAAAGAGACCAAAUGGAAGAAUGCAGUUCAGAUCUACAUGAUAAAUCGGGUUUAUCAUCCAUAUUGAAGUCACUAGAGGAAAAAGCCAUGAAAUUCCUAAAGGACGAGCUGAAGACGUUUGUGAGGCACCUAGAUCAGAAUUACCCAGAAUGCUCUGAGCCUCAGCUGGAGGAGGACAAUGACCUCGACUGUGAUGGUCAGAUGCAGAAGACCAGUGUUAGAGAGGUAGCUCUGAAGAUCACACUGUACAUCCUGAGGACCAUGAAGCAAAAUGAUCUUGCUGACAUGCUGGAGAAGAGACAGCUCAUGCUACAGGAAAUCAAAUGUAAACUUAAGAAGCAAUUUGAGUGUGUAUUUGAAGGGAAAGCUAAGGAAGGACAGCCAACACUUCUCAGUGAGAUUUACACAGAACUCUACAUAACUGAAGGGGGAGCUGGAGGAGUCAAUGAUGAACAUGAAGUGAGACAGAUUGAAACAGCAUCCAAGAAAAGGCGAACAGAAGAUACUACAGUCAAGUGCAAUGAUAUAUUUAAACCCUUAUGUGGGCGUGAGACACCUUUCAGAACUGUACUCACUAAAGGGGUGGCAGGUAUCGGGAAAACAGUCUCUGUGCAGAAAUUUAUUCUUGACUGGGCAGAAGGAAAAGCAAACCAGGAUGUUCACUUCAUAUUCGCUCUUCCUUUCCGGGACCUGAAUUUGAUUAAGGGUGAAUACAGUCUGAUUGAACUGCUUCAGUACUUUGUCCCAGAACUGAAAUCAUUUGAAUCCACUGAGCUGUUUAGGUACAAAGUCUUGUUCAUCUUUGAUGGCCUGGAUGAGUGUCGCCUUCCUCUAGAUUUUCAGAAAAAUGAGACCUGGUUUAAUGUAACAAAGAAAACAUCACUGGAUGGACUGUUGACUAACCUCAUUAAGGGGAAUCUGCUCCCAUCCGCUCUCCUCUGGAUAACCUCUCGGCCAGCAUCAGCCAAUCAGAUACCUCCUGAGUGUGUCCACCAGGUGACAGAGAUACGAGGGUUCAGUGAUGCCCAGAAGGAGGAGUAUUUCAAGAAGAGAUUUAAUGAUCAGAGCCUGGCCAGCAGGAUUAUCACACAUGUGAAAUCAUCAAGGAGCCUCUUCAUCAUGUGCCACAUACCUGUGUUCUGCUGGAUUUCAGCCACUGUGCUUGAGAGGCUUUUUAGUGAGACUGACAGGGGAGAAAUUCCAAGGACUCUGACUGAAAUGUACACACACUUCCUGAUCUUUCAGACAAGUUUAAAAAAUGACAAGUAUAUGAAAAACCAUGAAACUAAGCUUAAGGAAUACAUCAAGGAAUUCCUUUUAAAACUUGGUAAACUUGCUUUUCACAACCUUGAGAAAGGCAAUCUCAUAUUUUAUGAGCAAGAUCUGUCAGAGAAUGGCAUUGAUGUCACUGAAACUUCAGUUUACUCUGGAGUGUGCACAGAAGUCUUUAAAGAGGAGUACGGGUUGUAUCAGGAGAAGGUGUACUGCUUUGUGCAUCUGAGCAUCCAGGAGUAUCUCGCUGCUUUAUAUGUGUUUCUGUCAAACUCAUCAGCUGACCUGCUGAAGACUGCAGUGAAUCAGGCAUUAAUGAGCAAGAAUGGACACUUGGACCUCUACCUCCGCUUCCUCCUGGGCCUCUCAACAAACUCCAGUAAGACUCUGUUACAAAGGCUACUGGGGCCGACAGAAACCUGC